GCCAUUCAACGAUCGAUUCAUCGAGCGAAAUUAUUUUUCAAUUUUUCAUCACGGAAAUAUCUUUCGGCGACAAAUUCAAAUUCCACCCGAAGAUCAAAUGUCAGCUAAUUACUUGUUUGGUUAUAUUGCAACGGAAAAUUGAAAAUUGUGUAUUAAAUCGACUUUAACGAAACAUUUAUUAUUCGACGAAAAAUGAUCGAAUAAUUAUUUGUUUUAUUAAGAAAAUUAUUAUAAUACACUGGCUACCGUUAUCAAUCAAAGAUGAGCUGAUUCCGUUGCAUUUUCAAAUGAAACAUUUACUGUUCUGAUAAAAUUACGUUAAAUUAAAUGAAAGUGUGCUUGAAUAAUAAAUGCGGGAAUAAAUAAAAUAUCAAUCAAGAUGAGUAAAUCAUCGAUGUCGCUGAGUAAAAUAUCGACGAAACUGAGUAAAAUAUCGUUCAAGGCAACCGAUGAUGAGGCUACGACCGAUUAUACCACGACAGGGGGUGAGAGCGAAGCAACCGCGGAUGAAGGGGGGAAUGAAGGCGAAAAGGAAGUGACGGAGGAACCGGGUGAAAAGAGGAAGAAAUCUUGGAUCGAGCGAUGCGUGAUGCGGGAAAAAUGGAAAUGCGACGAUAAGGAUCUCUGGCGUCUUUACAUGAACACAUACAUGGAGGAUCGCGAGAAACUGGAAAAGGAUGACAUUUUCAAGCGUAGAAAGCCAGCGCCUUAUCGAAAAUUUCCCCGCGUCCAAUCGGAAGAGGAUUUAAACGCGCAUCAUAAAUGCUUGCCGCUGAACGCGUUUCAGCUUCGAGAUCAGCUGGCGUUACCUAAUAAAUUGGAUCGCAAGAAGAUGAUUCGAAUUUGGCGAAACAUGCGUGCCAACCUACCGGUACACGAAUCAAAGUCGGAUACCCAGAUAGAUACCCAACGAGACGGAGUGUCGAAAACAACGAGCGACAAAUGGCCAGGCGUGUGGCCGUGUACGACCCGCGACCUGGCGAACGAGAUAUUAGAACGACGAAGACAAAAGAGAAGAACCAGGACAGACUUGUUUCCAUGUGAUACAGAUCAGAUAGAGGACGAGUUCGAAGACCCUGCGAAGGACUUCUCCGAUCGCAAGGAAUUAGGUCACGCCAGGAUCCCGCAACCUUGUCCCUUGCCUGGCAAGGAGUUGUUGGUGGAUCGAGCUGCCGGUGAACAUCCCGGUUUAGUCGACGGUGAUUACAUCAUUUUCGAGUUACCGUCGAAAGCAAAGGGCGCAAGGAUCUAUGCCGAUGUAUGUCUUCACGGUCUGAAAGGAAUGCAUUUGCCGGAACUCGGUGUGUUAAGGGCGCGUCAAAAGACUUGGAAAUUCUGUUUCUAUCAGGCAAUCAUUGCUCUUCUGGCUAAGACACAAAUCAGGUACAAGUACGCUUGGAGCGUGAACAUCGAUUACAUCUACGAUCACGCGUGGAUGUUGUACACCCACAUUGGCAUGAUCAACAUAAAGGAGAAGCAAAGAUUAGACGACAUCGUGGUGUAUAAUUACAAAUACAGUAUCGAAGUGGAGCUGAUCCAAGAAAUAAACGACGUGCCUAUAGUGACGGACAUCCCGUGGGAUUACGAAGAGAGGAACAUGAAGCGGAAGAUGUUAUUGGAACGAAAAGAAUUGAUGAACGUUCAGUUAGAAAUCGGUUCCGAGAAGAUCACCGAUGAACAAAAGGCAGCUGUUCAUAAAGGGAUCAAAAAGAUAGAAGAUUGGUUCGAUAAACUUAAGAUACGUUUUCGUAAUUGCAUAUUUCGUACCACACGAUUCUCUUUAGCAUUUUGGAACGAUAAUCUCUUCUGGUACUUGUACAAUCCGUACCGAUGCGACAAGUUUGGGUAUUGGGACGACGAUGGAUACGCGUGUAUAAUGAAAUUUUGUAGUCGACAAUCUCUUCGAAGACAUCUGAUGAUUCUGUUAUUAAGAGCUUACGUUUAUUCUGUUCCAAAGCCUGAGAAACAGGCUCCAGAAUCUGAGACGGUGGAAACGGAAGAGGCCGCGACGGCAGAGGAACAGCCGGAAGCAACCACGGAAAGUGCUUCGCAAGGAGAUGCGCAAUCCCGAACGACUGGAGAUAAACAAUCCCGAACGGCUGGAGAUGAACAAUCUCGAAUGACUGGAGAUAAUCAAUCCCGAAUAACUGGAGAUAAUCAAUCCCGAAUAACUGGAGAUAAUCAAUCCCGAAUAACUGGAAAAGAGCAAUCCCGAACGACUACAGAAGAGCAACCUCAAACGACUACAGAAGAGGCUGCUUCCGAGAAGGAAGAAGCAGCCGAAGAAGAAUCGACGGAAGAGAAAUUCUUCACAGUUCAAAUUUACCACGUGAUCCAUCGCUGUUGUCAAAUCCACAAUUUGAAAUUACUGCAACGGGGUGCACCGAAGCCACCGAAGCAUCUGGUGAAGAAGAAGACGAUCGACGACUGUCCGUUUGAUCCUUUCGAUAUGAGAGAUCCGUGCACUAUAGAACAGGAAGAGGGUGAACUUAAAGAGGCGAUCGAGAAACCGACAUGGUUGAAACUCUAUAAGAUCAGCUGGGCCAAAUGCCUGGCUGUUCCCAAGAAGAAGGGUAACAAAGAUUUCGUGGUGAAGAUGCGCUGGCAUCAGUACGUUGUCGAAGAAUCCAACAAGUUGUUCUCUCUUUGGGGCGAGAUUCACAUAACGGACAGUAUGUUUGAGAAAGAAAAUCGUGGGAUGCAGACGUAUGCCUGUUACGUUGUUUCCGCCGGUAUGACCAGGAUCAUGGCGCCUGAGUAUUGGACCGCGAAGACCCUCGACGUAAUCGUGAUGUGCGGCGACAGAUAUUAUACCCACAGCAAGCUCGAGGCAGAGUUCAAAUCGACCAAGUACGAGUACAGUCACGUGAAUUGUUGGAACAGGUACCUGAUGAGCCACUUCAAGGUAGGGGAGACCAUGUUCGAGGCGAAAGUUCUACCCGCGAUAUGCGGUAGAUUGUAUGCCAAAUCGUGCAAGUAUCUUUGGCACUCGUUGGAACAAAUGUUCCUCAAGUACCACUUCGGCAUUCUCACCUGCGAGAGCACCUGUCUCGGUGUCUUCAAAUUCUGCGGUGCUUAUUACAUGUACGACGUGAAUUCGUUUGGACCACCGUUGUAUCAGUACGGCGAAGGUGCUUCAUAUUUGCUAAGAAGCACUUAUUUUUAUAAAUUUAUAACCGUAUUGGUGCUCACCAUUGGUUCACCCGAAUGCAGUCAGUUCGCUUUGAAUCCUAUUGAAAUAUUGAAGGUCGUCGAUGUGGGCCCGAAUACUCUUCCUGUCGGAAGAGCGGAGAAGGACAGAGGUAGGAGAGUUACCAAAGUGGAGUGUCCGUAUGACGAAGAGAAGAAGAGGCAGAUGAAGAAGUGGAGACAUAAGACAGCGGAAACCGUACGGACGAUUGAUAGGUUGUGUUGUAAAAGCACCCAAUGAUCUUCAAUUUUGUAUUUUUAAAUGUCAGUGUAUUAUAAUAAAAAAACUCAUGAUUAAGUU
Molecule: messenger RNA, 3490 nt
Organism: Osmia lignaria (orchard mason bee)
Lineage: Eukaryota; Metazoa; Arthropoda; Insecta; Hymenoptera; Megachilidae
Source: RefSeq, a predicted model, not a curated record